AUGGCCGCCGUGGCUACCAAGGCUUUCUGGUCUCAGCCAGACCCCGACGACCCUCUCUCCCAGGCACUCCAGCCGCCCCCGAACGAGUCCCCCGAAGAUCGUGCCGCCAGGAUCCGGCAGCAGGAGGACGCGAUUCGCGUCUCAAAGGAAAUUGACGACGAGAUCGCCAUAGCCAAGAGGGCCUACGAGCGGCGCAAGAAGGCCAUAAAGAUCCUCCUCCUAGGUCAGGCCGAGUCCGGCAAGAGCACAACCUUGAAGAACUUCCAGCUCGCGUUCUCCCCCCAGCACUUCCACAAGGAGCGCUCUGCAUGGAAGACUAUCAUUCAACUCAACUUGAUUAGAAACAUCAAGCGCCUCCUCGAGGUCCUCCAAGAGGAAUGGGAGUCCUCCCUGCAAACUACCACCACCGCCUCCAUCGCCAAAGGCAAGGGCGUCGCCGGCCGCACGCCCACCAGCCCCGGCGUCCGCUUCUCGACCUCCCCGCUCACAGACAACCACCGCCGGAUCCGCAUGCGCCUCUCCGCCCUCCUGCCCAUCGAAGACGAGCUCAUGAAGAAGCUCCUGCCCGACGGCGCCGCCGCCGUCAAGGACGUCUGCGUGCGCGCGGGCAGCGGCUGGAAGGGCAUCCUCACCGCGCUCAGCGCGAACACGAGCACGCUCGGGCCGGUCACCCCCGCGAAGCCGCAGCUGCAGCUCGUGAGCGCGAUGAAGGGCGGGUCGAACCCGAGCAGCAGGCCGGGGACCGCGGACGCGGCCAAGUUCAAGGACAACCCGACCGCGGUCCUCGCCGCGUGCAAGGACGACAUCGUCACGUUGUGGGAGGAUCCGAUUGUCCGGGGUGUGCUGAAGAAGCAUAAUGUGCGGUUACAGGACAUGCCCGGCUUUUUCUUGAACGACGCGGGGCGGGUCGCCGCGAUGAGCUACGAGCCGACGGACGACGACAUCGUGCGUGCGCGAGUACGCACACUAGGUGUUGAAGAGCACCACUUCACGAUGGAGAGCGGUGCGCUACCUGGAACAGAAUGGUACAUCUACGAUGUCGGUGGAAGUCGCAGCGUCCGUCAACACUGGAUACCGUACUUUGACGACGUGCAGGCGAUCAUCUUCCUCGCGCCGCUCGCGUUCAACCUCACGCUCGAAGAGGACCCGAAGGUCAACCGUCUCGAGGAUUCUAUCACGCUCUGGCGAGAAGUGUGCACGAACGCGCUCCUGGCCAAGACGACGCUCAUCCUUUUCCUCAACAAGAUGGACAUCCUGCAAGCGACGCUCGCCUCGGGUAUCCGUGUCGUGAAGUACGUCCCGAGCUACGGUGACCAACCAAAUGACAUCACACAUGUCACCAAAUACUUCAGGGACAAGUUCCGUGGAUACCACAAGCGACUGUCGCCCAAGGCGCGCCCGUUCUACUGGCACGAGACGUCUGUCAUCGAUACGCGCUCGACGGCUGCAAUCCUCGUUGGCGUACGCGAAGGUAUCCUGCGCGCCCACUUGCAGAGCGUAAACGUAAUUUGA
This is a messenger RNA of Dichomitus squalens LYAD-421 SS1, 1512 nucleotides long. RefSeq names its product G-protein alpha subunit. The transcript is spliced from 13 exons. NCBI's taxonomy places the organism in Eukaryota, Fungi, Basidiomycota, Agaricomycetes, Polyporales, Polyporaceae. The coding region runs from base 1 to 1512 and encodes 503 amino acids. Gene Ontology annotation, cellular component: heterotrimeric G-protein complex. Gene Ontology annotation, molecular function: G-protein beta/gamma-subunit complex binding; GTPase activity; guanyl nucleotide binding. Gene Ontology annotation, biological process: adenylate cyclase-modulating G protein-coupled receptor signaling pathway. The record is from RefSeq and is a predicted model, not a curated record.